AAUCAUAUAUCACGAAAAUUCCCACGAUUUCCAAGAUUUAACAUUACUGCAGGCACAAUGCGAACUCAGCCUACAGUAACCCACCCACCCACACAAGUGAUAAAAGAGAGAGUUCAUAAUGUUAUUCUGGCAAAAGAAGCCGACAGACCACUGUUACCUAUUAUUGAUAAUUUUAAUAAUUUAAGUGAAUUUAUUAAUUAUAAACAUUGCACAAAAUUAGCCAAUAGAAAUCUAUCUUUGAAUCUACCUGAAGAAACUCAACAAUUAAUUUUACCUCAACAAGAAAUGAAAGAAAUAAAAUAA
Diversispora eburnea is the source of this 303-nucleotide messenger RNA. The record is from the annotation of a GenBank genome assembly. Lineage: Eukaryota; Fungi; Glomeromycota; Glomeromycetes; Diversisporales; Diversisporaceae.